Liolophura sinensis is the source of this 5949-nucleotide messenger RNA. RefSeq lists its product as uncharacterized. Bases 230 to 3586 code for a protein of 1118 amino acids. The transcript is spliced from 3 exons. The record is from RefSeq and is a predicted model, not a curated record. Lineage: Eukaryota; Metazoa; Mollusca; Polyplacophora; Chitonida; Chitonidae.
UUCCGCUAAGCUAAGUGGACUAUGCACAGCCGUCUACAGCUUCUUGGUGGUAAAACUAGGUCAACCUGUUACAACCGUUCCACAACGAUCGGGUGCAUAACUCAGCUGGAAUUUCAUCCACAAGUGAGGUGAACUGAACUAACCACACCAAACCGAGAUGAAAAAAAUGUUUUAUUACUACCUGUGUUACUCAUCAUUAAAAGUGUGCAUUGCAAGCUCAUGAAGGAACAUGUCUGAAGGUAGCUUCUUAAAGAUUGCCAAUGUCUGCAGCGUUUCGACUAAUGCUGCUUUAAACUUCACACCAUUCCUGCAGGAGAAAGGACAAGGGGAUGGGGCUGUAACAAAUCCCAAUGGCUUGGGCAUGUAUCUCUUACCAGCCACAAAUGUGUCGGGAGUGCCAGGCUCUGCUGCAUAUAUCACAGUACCGGCUGAGCAAAUCCAUAAGACGGUUCACCAAGUGGCCACUCAGCAACCAACAGUCACUCAGCAGGUAUCCGUGAAUCAAACUCAGAGUGGUCUGCCAGCUAACUUUGGCUUCAGUUCUCCUGUUUCUUUGGCAGAAGUCACCUCACAGUCCGCCACUCUGUCUACCAAGAUUGGUUCAUUUGUGGAUAAGUUGAUUUUGCAAAAUGAAACCAUCCUGAAAGGACACGAUGUGUCUGGUGUUCGACCAAGAUUGCGAGCCACAUCAAGUUAUUCCCCCAAAACUGCCUCUCCGCAGUCUAAACCAUCUACAAUUCAAUCAAAGAACCCACUUGUGUUCCAGAAACUGAACUUGCCACCAACCCAGUUCAUUCCUGAUGGACUUGUUGUAAAAAAUCCCAAAGUUCCAACAGAGCGCGAUGUUCUGUUAAAAAGGGAACUUUCAGCAGAAAAGAAAAUUAGGCUCGCCGAUGCCAUAGUCCGUCCUGAUAGCCCAACUAGUAUGUGCUUGUUACAUCCCAAGGACGAAUCCCUGUUCGCUUCAAGCCUGGUGCAGGUCCAUGUGCAGAAGGACCAGGCCGGUGGUCUGUUAAGGGAUGUGAUCUGUGGCCUGGUUUGCAGAGCCAGGGUCAAAGUGAGUGAAAAUUCUGCCCUGCCUUUGGACAUUGACCUGUACUGGUGUAACUUUUGUGCCUUCAAAUGUGAAAGAAAAGUGGAUUUCUUACGUCAUGUGAUGAGUCAUAGGUUUAACUGCUGGUUUUGUACGUUCCAGGCUUUCUCCAGGGCUGAUGUUGUCCGCCACUGUGUGGAGAAACAUUCGUCCUUUGAUGCAGAGCCAUGGUCGUUCUGUUCUCUACUCAACGACCAUUUAAAACUGUCUGUAGAAACUAAGCAAGAGAGCCUAACAGUAAAGACUGAGCCACAAGAUGAAGAAUGUCUGGCAGAAGAACAGCAGGAAAGUAACCAUGAAUCGCUCAACUUGGCUCCUGUAGAUAUGGUAGAGAUGUCAGACAGUGAAGUGCUGAAGAAGCAGGUAGAAAUAAUCAACACUUCUGCAAGGUCUGAGACCACUCAGUCACAAGAAGAUGCAGACAUCUCAAACGAAGAGCAGUGGAGUCUUGAGAAAACCGAAAGUUGGAAUUGUCGCCACUGUGACUUUGUCUCACAGGACUACAAGCUGAUCCAAAUCCACUGCACCAUUAUGCACCCCAUGAUGAACAAAUCUGCUAAGGCAGUGACGGUUUCAAGUGAGCUGGCGCAGCAAAUCCGUAAACUGGAUAUGAUUCGUAAGCUCCAUCUGGAGAAAGGGGAAAAGGAAUUUCUGAAAUCAACAGAGAGUACAUCAUCGUCCAGUAAUCCUUCAGUAGCAAGGGAGGAGGAGCAGGUGAUGAAUGAGGAAGAAGAGGUAAAUCAAGAACAAGAUAUGGAAGAGGAAAAUGAAGAAGAGGAAGAGUCUGAAAUGGACCAUGAAGAAAAUGUGUUAGAAGAGGAAUCAAAAUCAAAGGAUAUUCUAAUCUAUGAAUGCUACAACUGCCACGGCCAGUCCCUCAAGCUCAGAGAGGUACGCAAGCACUUAUCCAAGGAGCAUGUGGGAGAACCAUUCAUAGCCAUCGAUCUGUUAGCUGUCCGCCGCAAACAAGCCAGAUACAUUAUCUUUUGCCCGAGACCAGGUUGUUCUUUCUUCUCACGCUGUCAGCAAGGUUUCUCCGAACACAUCACAUGGGAUGAUUGUCCCGGAAAAAAGGACUCCAAACAAACUUCAGACGUUCUCCAAAGCCUGUCGAAAACUGCAUUGUUUGCACAGAAUUCCAUGCGAACUAUAAUCAGAGGUAAAGCUGACUCCAAUGGCAAAAUCCAACGGAUGAUGUGCCACCAGAAAAACUGCCGUUACCAGUGUGCCAAACCAGUCAGGAUGAGGAACCACAUGGUCAGAUUUCACUUUAACCAGAAACCUACUUAUACGCUGGCAGUGCGACACGGUAAAAAGCUUUCUAAGAGCAGAAUUUACUUUUGUCCCAGUUGCUCUGCCUUUCAAUGUAAUUCGGUACAGACGAUAUGUGAACACCUGCUUACCAAGCAUAGGAUUUCAGACACCAACAGUUAUACAGUUAGGGAGUUGUUGGACCAUGGCAGGCAGGCAGGGGUUGAAGUCUCUGCUAAAAAGGUGCAAAAGACAGUAGCAGAGGAGGAGGAGAUCAGACCUGAUAGAGGGCAGUUAGAAGCCAUGAUGGAAAAGUACCUAGAAGAUGAGACUCAGAACAAGAUGGCCACUUCUGGCAGUGGCUUGCGUCAUGCUGCAGUCAAAGCAGAAGUCAGGCUGAAAACCAAGCAUCAGACCCCAAGGUGCUACAAGUGUAAAUUUUGCAAGUACCAAUGUCUAGGGGCAAACUUGAUGAGAACACACAUUCACAAUGACCAUCAUGGGGUCUCCAUGAUCGCCACAGAUGUCGGCAUGCGGCGAAACAAGCAUGGAGGGCGCGUCUACCUUUGUCCACAGGUCGGCUGCGACUUUGCCUCCAAGAACACUGACGAGUGGUUGCACCACUGCGCUCAGAAACAUGGUCUGGAAAGCUUGCCUAUCCCAAGGGACGUCUCGGAGCUGGACAUCCGUAUGUUCUCCAAAUUCCCUCCGACAUACGAGUGCCUGUACUGCGAGGGUUCUGUGGUCAGGGACACCCCGACGCUUAUGCGACUUCAUCUGACGAAGAGUCACAAGGGAGAGGUGGUGGUCAUGAGGGAUGUGGUGGCUCGCAAACAGUGCAAGGCCUCCAGAAUCUACAUGUGCAACAAGCUCUCCUGUGACUUCAUUACCAAACAUCAGACAGACUACGAGACGCACAUUGACUCCUGUGAUGUUGUGCCUAAUGGGCACGUCUCCUCCAACAGUAAUGAACAGGCUUUGCACAAUGCCCACAAGGACAGUGAAACCACUGAUGAUAAUGGUAUAAGCCCUGGUAUGGAAUAUAUUGCAGUUGCUGAUGCUAGCGAAGAAACUGAUGAAAUCAUUGACCUUGAUCAAGCAACCAGUGAUGAUGAUGACCUGGCUAAUGAGUUGGAUAUGGAUGAGGAUGCCUCUCAUGGUGAAGAAAUUACAGAGGUGAUCAUCCAAGACACGACCACACAAGAUGUAGUUAGAAUUAAAGUAGAAAACCCAGAUUUAUGAAGAGCUACAUAAACGUGCCUGUUAAAACAUAUACAUGUAGUUCUUAAAAGACAAAACUCAUGUUAGCUUCCUGUCCAGCUGUACGUGGAAAGAUCUGACAACCUGGGCUCUGUCCGGUUUCGUCCCACCAUAAUGCUGACCCCCGUCGUAUAAAAGAAAUAUUCUUAUGGCAUAAAACACGAAUCAGAUAAAUAAAUAAAUUUUUAAAAAAAGGCAAGGAAACUCAAGACAUAUCUUGUGACCAUCCAACAGAGAAGUUAGCGAAGCUAAAUCAAGUUUUGACAUACUGAACUUUUUCUUCAUUUCUCUCCACCAAAAUAUAGACACCAUGUACAAGUAGUUUUGAUUUUUAAAUCAAGCUUUAAAGCCACAUUGACGGUGUUCUGCCUUGGAGGAUUACACCUGCUUUUUUCUAUUAUUAUACUUACACAUAAACAUAUUUUGUCAGUUUUAUUCAUGCUUUGUGUACUAAUAUGAAGACUCCUUCCAACAUAAUAUACAUAGACUGAUGGUUCAAGAAAAGGAAAGCAUUUGAUGUCAUGGAACUUAUAAUGGCAAAGUACUCCAUCAAGCUCAUUUUAGAAAACGAACAUUUUACUGUUGUACAUGUAAUUCUGUACCAGAAUUUGUUUCUGUUUUCAAUUUUCAAUGAACUUAAUAGAUAUUGAUUUAACUGCAACCUUAUUUAGACUAUGGUCUUUAUGGGCAGACAUCCCUGAGGCUCCAGAACAAUUCUGUAUAGAUGUUCAUUGAAUAACUGUCUCUCUACAAAUGAUGCCAGAUAGAUGGACGAGUGUACAUGAAUGGGAUUCUUUCUCGUUGUGGGACAAACCUACCCCUGUGGCUUACCAUGUAGCAUUGUUACCUUCAGCAGUCGCACAAAUUUCAGCAAAUUUUGUACAUUUUACAUAACUUUUCUGACACUUGAAACUGCAUAUGGAUUUGAGCAUAGUUCAGGUAUUUUAAUAAAAAAAUACAUAUAACAAAGAAAGAAAAGAUUAGAACUGAGAUGAAUCUUGUUGUCAAAGUCUGCUGUCUUGUAGAAACCAGUGUACGUACACCAGCGGCAAUGUAUGUUGCCCUGUCUACUCAAUACUGUAUGACCCAUUUCCCAUAACCAUGCAUACUGAUGCGCAUUCAAGACAGCUAUCUGACUCAUCCCAAACUUUCUGUUGUGUUUUGAUUGGUCAUGAUGGUACACAGCUGCUUUCGCUUAAGUGACAGUAAUCAGAUUUCCGGGUUGAAAACAGUCGGCAGACACUGAAACUGAGAGGGAUGAAAAAGAGACCUUAGUGAGUACAUGUACCUUGACAGAAGUCAAGCAUGAGAAAUAGGUGUAGUCAAACCAGUGAGAGCUGGAUUUGAACCUGUGAUGUCAUGAGUUCCAGUGCAUUGUUGUAAGGCCAGCAAGUGAGCUUACCUGCUUAUUGAACACAAAUGUAAAAUAGUCACAGAUGGUUUAAUGGUUUUGUUGGGGUUUUUUUCUUGUGUGAUGUUAUGAAAUGUUAAACAUUAAAAUUAGUGCAGCCAGGUGAGUCAACAUUUGUUUGAAAAGCAUGUUAAGGCUUAUAUUGGAAGUACAUGUCUCUGUGACCUCAGUCAAUUAAAUCUACUGAUGCAUGUCUGGGAUUGCUCAUUAAGUAUCCUUAAUGUUGGUAGCCAGUGAUUGUUUAAACUGUUACGUAGCAUUGAUCAAAGUGAAAUACAGGUAUCCUGGCACUGCUAAUAUUCCAAAUAUAUUUGUUAACUCAGUAUCACUGAAAUUUACUGCAUUGUUAUCUUGGGUUGCUUAUAAUGUAUCCUGUAAUCAAAUCCUUUCAUUUGUUGAUUUAUUUAACGAGGCUGUAUGCUGUAUUUAAGAACACGUGUGACAGAUUGCAGCUGAACGAGUACCCUUAUUUCUCAACCUUUCACUUAUGAAAGAGCUACUUUCAGCGCAAUUUAUACACAUUUUUAAUGUGAUUUUGGAGACAUUGUUUGGAUUGGCCACUUUCAGUGCUUCACAAAAGGUUUGAUUCUGUCAGUCAACACAGAAUAGUGCCUUGAGAACACGCUUGAAUGAACAUCUUGCAAACAUGCGAAAAGGUUGAAAAAUUACAUUUGCACAAUUCUAAGGCCAGCACGGUACACUAUGGGCCCAAGAAUUGAGCAACUGAAGCAGCAGAAGCUGAAACAUGUGAAUUCAAUGUUACAGGGCUUAUUUUUGCCAAGAAGUGCAUUGCCACAAGCAUAUGCUCUUGGACUGACCCAGCCAAGGCCUCACCUAGAUUAUUCUUUUGUAAUAUUUUGUGCCUCUCCUAUGUUAUUCUGCCUGUUAACUAUGUUAAAUUUUCAAUACACCUUUUUUUUUGAAAAAGUUGGGG